UGCGCGACAGCAUUUAAUCUUCUAUCUAGUUGACUUGCAAUACCUUUUUGGCAGCAAAGUGUUCACAAAGAAGUGGUUGUUUAGGACAUUUCACGAAUCUGUUGUCACUCGAAGAACACUUCAGACGGUACUUGUUUGCUUUUUUUUUCUUGUCAAAAAGUUACUCGGGUGAGUUUAUUUGGUGUCAAAAGGUAGGAAGGGAAGCUAGUUCCGCCUUGCUUUCUCUCUGAAUGGAUCGCAGCGACAAGUGUCAAAAGUAACAAGGGGUCAACGGGAUACAGGAAAAACACGUCUCCUGACUUUGACAGUGGAAGGAGUCCCCGAAUUACUUUGCUGCCAAGUCACAGACAAACUGCAAGGACACUGUUUCUGGGGAGGAUUUUAUCAGUGAUCAAUGAGCGUCAAUAGAGGAGCUGCCCGCUGCUGAGUUUUUACACUGUGAUGGAAAAUCCUGAUGAUGAGGUCGACCUGCAACACAACACAGCACGGAGUGAGGAAGGAAACUCUGGUAGAGGAUCCCCUCCUCCGAAAAGCAAAGGCAAAUUUUCCAAGAUGGGACGGAUCUUCAAGCCCUGGAAAUGGAGGAAGAAGAAGCAAAGUGAAAAGUUUGCUGAAACAUCAAUAGCCUUAGAAAGAAAGAUUUCUGUUAGAAAGAGUCGCCAAGAGCUGAUUUCUAGAGGGGUUCUAAAGGAUAUCCCAGAAAACGAGAGCAAUGAUGUAAACCACUCCAAAGCUCCACCAGUGAAAAAUGGACACCCUGUGCCAAUGGACGUUGACAGAUUGUCGGAAGCAGGAACACGAGUGUCUCGAGGGGAAUCUGACAUCAAGGGGAAUCCCCUCAAGCUGCCCCUAGUAGAUGAACGUCGAAGCAGAGCACCAUCUGAUGCCUCCCGAAGUAACCGAGCACCAUUGGAUGUGGACUCUCACGCACGGCUUUCUGUGGACCCAGACAGGAGAAGCCGUCUGCCAUCAGAUGUUGAUAAAAGAGCUGGGUCCUUACCAAGAGGACCUCCACAAGAGGAUCGAUACCGCAGGGAAGAGAGGCGGGAUACCAGAGAUGACAGGGAGGACAGUCGAAGGAAGAACAGGGAAGACGUGGAAAGAAGAGACUUGCGAGAGGACAGGGAAAGGGAUGGUGGAGUUGAUCGAAGGGAAGACAGAGACUUCAGAGAAAGGCGUGAAUGGAAAGAUGACAGAGAGAGGAGAGAUGGAAAAACAGAGAAAGAAAACAGAGAAAGGAGGGAUGGUGAUGACAGGGAUAGGAAGGAUAGGGGCGAGAGGGAGCGUAGAGACCGGGACGAACGGGAGGUUAGAGAACGAGCCGAGAGGGAGCGCAGAGAUCGAGAUGACAGGGAAAGAAGAGACAGGGGGGAUGACAGGGAAAGAAGAGACAGGGGGGAUGACAGGGAUCGAAGGCUUGAGAGGGAAAGGAGAGAAGAGCGAGAAAGGGAAGACAGGGAGAGAAAAGAUGUACGAGGAGAUAGAGAUGAUGGGGAUAGGAGGGAUGAUCGAGACAGGCGGGAUGAUCGAGACAGGCGAGAAGAAAAAGAGAGGAGAGAGGACAGGGACAAACGGGAAGACUGGACCAAGAGAGAUGAAAGAGAGCGACGAGACGAGCGGGAAAAGAGGGACGAGAAGGACAGGAGAGAAAAGCCUGAGCCUCUACGGUCUGUGGCCGACUCUCAGCCUCUUGCCAGGCCAGUUUCUGAGAUUGACCUGCGGCCUCCUCUACAGAAAAGCUCAUCCGAAGAGAGCAAGAAGGUGCGUCCAGCUUCAGAGUCUGACAAGAGGACUACCCUGCCCAGAUACAUACCAGCCGCAGAGUUCAGAGAGCGCUCAGAGUCUGCCGGUGUCCGCUUCACCCCUGACCCUCAUCCAUCACAAGACUCCAAGCAGGAACCUCCCCCACCCAAACAGGCCCUGCUUCCCCCUAAGCUUCUCACCGCUUCCUCCAAUGAGUCCGGCAGGAGUCCAACCCCAUCCUCUUCUUCCUCAUCCUCCUCCACCUCCUCUGCUUCCUCCUCUGCCGCUGUAGCUGUGGCAAAGCCGCCAAGGACAGUCUCCCUUAUAGUUGACGAGCCACCUCGACCCCCCCACGCUGCUCCCUCCUCAGCUGACUCUGACACACCGCCCCCUGUUCCUCCUCACGCUAAGCAGCCUCCCGUCCCUCCACCCAAACCCUCCAACCGCAACAGCAACCCUGCACUGCUUGCCUCCUCAUUGAACAGGGGCUCUAGGGUCAGGCAGCCUUGUUACUGGACCAGCUGGAGACGCCAGAGCGAGCUCGGCCUCUACCUCUCUUUACCUGUGUACAUGCGGCACAGGGCCUGCCAGACCUGUUCAGCAGAACUUUCCCAGGCUGGCAGUGGUGUCAUCAUAGUGCCAGCGCCAGAAAAGCGCUCUCCACCAACACCACCCAAGAGGAUGACCCCCGUAACCAAGCGCCAUUCUGUGGACCCUUCUCCUCCAAGCCAAGCAUCAGAGUCUCCCACCACUGAUCCAGCCUCUGCACCUUUCCAGACGCCCCCUACAGUCCAGAUAGGGGAGAACAGCGAAGACAAGACCAACACUGCAGCUCUUCAGGCCUUCAUUGAGUCUCUGCCUUCCCCACCAUCCCACAUACCUCCGUCUCCUCCAAGAGUUCAGUCACUGCAGCCGCCCAACUCCUCCUCUUCUUCUGGUCCUGUGCCCACUAUUCAAGAGGAUCCACCCAGCACCACCGCCGAGCCUCCGAGCCAGCCUCCAUCCAUCCCCCUACACAUCCUCAUCCAGAGAGCGUUAGCCAGCCCUGGUCAAGCUCAGCCCAACCCCGAAGGAUCCAAGAGGGCUCACUCACUAUUGUUCGAAUCUCCUCCCGAGUUCCUCACUGAGGCGGGGGUUCCCUCGCGCCUCUCUCUCCCCAUCACCAUCGAACCUCUCAGGCUGCCAGAAGACGAUGACUUUGACAUGGAGGAGGAGAUGAGGAAGCUACAUCCUCAGAGGCCGUCUCGUCAGGCAGAGCUGGAGCCCCGCUGCAGGAAGGGGUUAGUUGUAGACUCCAGAGUGAGUGUAAUCCACGAGGGUGGAGGUCCAGGGGACAGCGAGGAAGAGUCGGACUCCGACGGCCCCAUCCUGUACAGAGAUACAGACGAAGAUGAUGAUGAUGAGGACGCUCCAACGGGUGGGCUGGCGAGCCGAGUCAAGAGGAAGGACACAUUGGCCCUGAAGCUGGAGAGACAGGAGAGGGAGGAGAGAGACACCCAGGAGAACCACGACGGCACGAGCUGGCACAACAGGGAGCAGUGGUUGGCGCUGAGGAACAAGAUCGGCACCACACUGAAUCGGCGGCUCAGUCAGAGACCGUCGGCGGAGGAGCUGGAGCAGAGGAACAUCCUUCUAGCCAAGAACGAAGCAGAUCGGCGAUUAGAGAGAUGUGAGAUCAAACGGAGGCUCACGAGAAAGCUUUCCCAGAGACCCACUGUGGCUGAACUUCAGGAGAGGAAGAUCCUGCGCUUCCACGAGUACGUAGAGAGCACCCACGCCCACGACUACGACCGGCGAGCGGACAAACCAUGGACCAAGCUGACUCCUGCUGACAAGGCCGCCAUCCGUAAGGAGCUCAAUGAAUUCAAGAGUUCAGAGAUGGAGGUUCACGAGGCAAGCAGGAUCUAUACUCGGUUCCACCGGCCUUAGCCGCCCAUGCUGACCAGUAAAGCACUUAGACCGGGGUGCAAUUCCCACUCUUCCAAGUAUGAACUGAACAUGUGACUUAUUUGGUCCCUUUCAAACUGACGCCUACUAACCCUGCAUCAGCUGACGACGCCACUGUUGCUCAUAACUGGAACCAAAGUGAAAUAAAAAAAGAAGACACCACUAAUGAGUUCACAGACAAACUGCAGGUCGGGAGGGGUUGGUUGUUGGUGCGACUAUGAUGGAGGUACAUGCUGCCAACAGUAAAAGAUUAAGAAAUCCUCCUCCUCCUGCUCCUCCUCGUCCUCUGCUGGGACGGGAGAAAUAGUUUGCUUGAGCUGGAAUGAUGGAGAGUUAUCACACUGUGUCCCGCAAGGGAAAACACUUACUGCGCCUUUACCUGCCUUCACCUUAGAUUUUCUAUGAGACUGUGCACGUACAGUACAGAGAAGACUGUUAGUUCUAACACUGUCAGUGGUACCAUCAAACUAGAGUUUAUACAAUUUUCUUUUAAUAUAUAUAUAAAAGGUACCACAGAGGUCCAUGUUAAGGUGCCAUGCAGCACCCGCCUUACUCCUCACAGGAUCUCACCCUUCAUUUAAAGUUCAGACAAAAUGUGAAAGACACGCGUGCAGCAGUGUGUGUUUCUUAUUUAAUAACCACUUAUAGUUCUAUUAGCAUCAUAAUUUGACCUCUGUUUGGAAACCGCAGAUCGCUGAUUCUAACUUAAUAUGAAAAUUGUGCAUUUUACUGUAUUUUUGUAGAUCUAUUAAUCGAUUCUCACUGAGCACAUAUCACUAGAUCAUCUUCUAAUAAGGCACCUUCUGUUCCUUCAUUGGCCGUGUAGAAAACUACGAGUUUUGAGCCUUUAAUUCUAUGUUUAUAAUUGAAUUAUCCAAGCAGGAAAAUGUACAUAUUUUUAUUUUCCUGCCUCUUUUAUGGUACUUUAUAAAGGCUGCAGUUGUAUAGAUAAUUCAUGUAGAUUUGAUUGACUUUAUAUUGUACAUCCACAGUAAUGCUGACAUAUUUUAAUUGUAAAGUAUUUCUCAAAUGUUCUUUCCGACUAGUAAUGGUACAAAAUAUUAUUUUCUUUUUUUUUUUUUAUACAGAGAUCUUUAAAAUGUUUUUUUUUUUUCUCAAGCCACACUGUACAAAUGAACAAUCAACUCAGAAAUUAAAACAACCUGUGAUUUUCA
Molecule: messenger RNA, 4865 nt
Organism: Labrus mixtus (cuckoo wrasse)
Lineage: Eukaryota; Metazoa; Chordata; Actinopteri; Labriformes; Labridae
Gene: phactr4a
Product: phosphatase and actin regulator 4a
Exons: 16
Coding region: 442-3672 (1076 amino acids)
Biological process (GO): actin cytoskeleton organization; neural crest cell migration
Molecular function (GO): actin binding
Source: RefSeq, a predicted model, not a curated record